AAGUAUCCUUGUACUAGGACGCAUAAAGGACGCAUCUGAAAGCAAAGGGGAGAGGAGAAACUCGCUCGCUGAUUAUGACUGACAGCAGAAAAAAAAACCAUUCAUACGGCAAAUAUCGUUCCCAUGAUAAUUUUACUACGAACCAAACCACACUGACGCUGUGAGUCUGAAUGAUAUGUACAUGCAUAAAUAUGUAUAUCCCUUUCACCUUUGUAUAAGCAAAGUAAAUAAAAGUAAGUACUGUAGCUAAUAGUACUGUGAAUUAUCUGUCACCCACGACCGCAACACUAGCUUCUAUAACAACAAAACUUCAAAAACCAAUGCCGAAACUGCCUCUGCUGCGCCAACGACGUCAAUCCGAAUCACAACUAAAACAAGAACAAAAUGAAAUAGAACAAAAUGGAACGCAAAAUAAGAUAAAGAGCACACGCUACGAUGGAUGUUCUGCACGAGCAAUUUUCGGAAAUGGUCAUCUCGCGCGGGGGCAAUGUGAACUGGACAUCGAAAUCGUACGAUUUGACCCCGCUGGACUUUUCUUGUGGGGUUUUCUUAAGUCGCAGGUCUAUGCCAACAAGCCGCCAACCACCGAUGCCCUCAAAGUCAAAAUACGCCAAGCCAUUGAUCAAAUACAACCCGAUUUGUGCGCCAGAGUCAUCGAAAAUUGAGCCUUUCGCGUGAGCGCCACCAACCAAUAUUCCAUACAUAAUAGGGUCAAUAGACCUAAUGAAAAACCCUUUACUACCUGCAGUGUUGUGUCCUCCACGAAUUUUUAUAACUGAGGACAACUUCUUGGAGUAUUUUUAUACAUUAGGAAAGCGCUUUGACGCGGCCGGCGACUUUAGCCCAAAGCAUACUCUUGCAUGGUUAUCUGUAAACCAUCUUUAUAAUGCAAAAAUUAAAGUAAAGUGAAAGCUGAACUACGUAUUCCUGGAAUACACCUACAUACUGGUCUGCGAACUCGCCGAUCUCAUUGAUAUUCAAAAACGAAAAGUAUCUCAAGUCAUCUCAUCACAGCUGAAUCACCCCUAACCUUACCUUCAGACCACUACACCAGCCGCAAGAAAUUGAGAAACCUUACAGGUUUACAAGCAACAUACCACUUGGUUUGCAGGUUUUGGUUUUGGUUUUGGCGGCUUGUGGGCGUUAGAGUGGGCGUGGCAA
Drosophila teissieri is the source of this 1161-nucleotide messenger RNA. RefSeq lists its product as uncharacterized. Gene Ontology annotation, molecular function: nucleic acid binding. The transcript is spliced from 2 exons. NCBI's taxonomy places the organism in Eukaryota, Metazoa, Arthropoda, Insecta, Diptera, Drosophilidae. The record is from RefSeq and is a predicted model, not a curated record. The coding region runs from base 321 to 665 and encodes 114 amino acids.